CUGUGACAAUGGAGUUGAGCUGCACUGAAGUACCUCUUUAUGGACAGGUGACUAUACAUGCAAAAUUUGACAAAGAUAUUUACCUCCCAAAGGAUGCUGAGUUUUACUUUGUUUACGAUGGAUCCCUGAAGAGACAUGUAAUGUUUGCAGAGCGAGUUAGUGACAGUGCUCUUCGGUCUAUUGUUCCAGGUCAUGGAUGCCAAGAAGCAGUUGCUGUCUCUGUGUUAAUGUACACAAGGGGAUACUCACCUGUGGUCCUUGGCAGCUGUCCCGUCAAUUACAGGGAGAAUCUGUCUUGCAAAUUGUCUCACUUUCUGGUUGAUCAUGCAGAAUGUGUUACUAGUCAUGAGCUGUUGCUGGAUAAAUUUGGGCUAAGGACAAAAGAUCUGCAGUCCCUUGAUAACGAUUUGAUGAUGGCUGUUGCUUAUGAAGAGUUGCCAUCGACUUGGAACAUCCUUGGAAGCUGCUCAGAAGGUGAGCCUAUACAUAAAGAAACUCUUCUCCACCUUGUGAUGAAAUUGGGCUUGGUUAAGCUUUCCCAGUUCUUAGCAGCCCAGCCUGGAGGGUCAUCAGCAUUAGCAUUACCUAAUGAUGAUGGAGCAACACCAUUAGAUUUGGCUUUACAAAAUGGACACUCUGAACUUGUAAAGGUCUUCACAAAUUUCCAGGGCAGUCACUCGCUUGACAUUUCAAGAGCGGAGAUCAGUGAGGGUGCUUGUGUGCAGUUUAUUCAUUCAUCAGGAGCUCUGACACUGACAUUUAGCCACACCACACAGCACUUGCUGGAGUCAGACAUUAAGCUCUUCAGAAAAUACUUCUGGGACAGACCUCUUCUUUACCAGAGUAUUAAUUCAAACCAAGUUGAGAUGAUGGAAGGUCCAAAAAUUGCCUGCACUACAACAAGCCAUGCAGAAGGUCCUGUGAACUUGGCAUAUAGUGAAUUGUCCCAGGACGAUACAAAGCCUUUCCUAGACUCCAUGGUUCCUUCUAAAGAAAAUGAAGAACAUGUCCUUUCGGGUAUAGAUCAGAGACCGUCUACCCUUGAUGUUCUCAGGAAACUCAAGGCUCCACCUACUUUUUUUACUGCAACCAGACUUUCUGCCAUGAUGAGUGGAAGUGAUGAAGUAUAUGCAAACUGCAUGGUAGUAGACCAAGCUGGAGAUUUAAAGACUAACUAUGUGAAAAGUGAAACAUGUCUUAAUCCCACCAAUUCAAUCAUGAAGGCUAAGAGCUCUUCAUCUCCUUCUCUUGAGAAGAAUGACCAACAUAUGUAUGUUCCAAAGGAAGAAAACCAAAGGCCAUUGAAAAAUGUAGAAAAUGCAGGUGUAACACAUACUGAUGCAUAUAGAGCAGAUUCAUACUUUUCAUUCAAGACUCAUGGAUUUAUUAAGGAUAGGGACCAACUGUAUGCUGACAUGAAAAAAAAAAGUUCAAGUCUUGAUGACCUUGAAGUUGAUGGCGGAAGUGAUGUUUCGGACAGAUCCCAUGUUUGCUACCCUCCCCUCAGCUCUUCAGAAGCCAUGCCUAGUAGCAGAGAUGGAUUGGAUUUAUCCACCAGUCUGCAGCCUGAGGAAUGUGCAGUAUCUGGGAUUCGGUCACGCUCCUAUUCCUGCUCCUCUCCCAAAGGUGUAUUAGGAAGACCUCACCUUCCUCGAGACUUUGCAGUUGGGGAUCCAAAUGAAGAUGGUGUGCUCAUGAACAGUGGUCGAUCCCUUCUUCAGGCUCUUUCACUCUCUAAGUCAGUGUCUCUGCUCCACCCUUGUAAGCGAGCAUACAGUCUUCCGGAGCACUGCCGGGACAAAAGGAUUCAGGAGGAGGAAUGGAAUAAAUAUAUUGUACCCUCAAAAAAUGAGUCUGAAAAAUGUAAAGUGAGUCGAACUUUCAGCUUUCUGAUGAACAGAAUGACCAGCACACGGAAUAAGUGCAAGACAAAAAAUAAAGAUACCAAAGAUAAAGAGAAAUUGAACAAGCACAAUUUUACAAAUGGAACCUUCUCAGGAGUUAUGCCAUGUAUGGCCUGUGAAAAGGCACUUCUAGGAAGAGAGUCACUGCAGUGCUCUUAUUGCAACGUGAUUGUGCAUAAGAGCUGCAAGGAAUGUGCUCCUGUGUGCACCAAGAAAUCCCAAGAGAGGUACCAUAAUAAAAGCAAAACCUCCGCUGGUGUAACAAAUUCCCUGCCUGGAGAUGCUUCACAAGCAGUGCUCUUCCCAGCACAUUCUUCUUCCUCUAUGCCUAUCGGACUGUCUGCUGGAAGGAGGGAAGCCUCACAACAGUCCCAGUUCUUGUCCAAAAGUGUCCCUAGUGCCAGUUUUGAAAGAAAAUCUAUGCCAUUUUCUGAGCAAGACUCUGAGACUAGCAGCUGGAGGUCUAAGUCACGUUCAGAAGAGAUGUUACAAGCAUUAGGGACUGUUUCUUCAAUGGAUCCUUUUAUGAUGGAAGAUUAUGUGGAUUUCUCUCAGUGGACUGAUCUCCACACAGAUGCACAAGAGUUUGAGGCAGAGUCCUGGAGUCUUCUUGUGGAACCAAUGUUCUGUAGAAAGCAAGAAAAGGAUGUCAUCAAGAGGCAGGAUGUCAUUUUUGAGCUGAUGCAAACUGAAGUGCAUCACAUCCAUACCCUGUUCAUUAUGUCUGAAAUAUUCAGGAAAGGGAUGAAGAAAGAACUGCAGCUGGAUCACAGCACAGUGAACAGAAUAUUCCCUUGCUUAGAUGAGCUACUGGAGAUGCACAGGCAAUUCUUUUGCAGAAUGAAGGAGAGACGGCAGGAAUCAUGUGAGGCAGGGAGUGAACGUAAUUUUGUCAUCAGCAGAAUUGGAGACAUCCUUGUGCAGCAGUUUUCGGAGGAAAAUGCAACUAAAAUGAAGAAAAUAUAUGGAGAAUUUUGCAGCCAUCAAAAAGAAGCCGUUAAUCUCUUCAAAGAGUUGCAACAAAACAAGAAGUUCCAGAAUUUUAUUAAGCUGAGAAACAGUAACCUGUUGGCACGACGCCGAGGAAUCCCUGAGUGCAUUUUGCUUGUCACCCAGCGAAUCACCAAAUACCCUGUUCUGGUUGAAAGGAUAUUGCAAUACUCAAAAGAAGGGACAGAAGAGCAUAAAGACCUAUGCAAAGCCAUUUGUCUAAUAAAGGAUGUGAUUGCAGAAGUAGAUUUGAAAGUGAAUGAAUAUGAGAAAAAGCAAAAACUGCUGGAAAUUCUCAGUAGAACUGAAAACAAAACAUACACCAAGCUGAAAAAUGGCCAUGUUUUUAGGAAGCAAGACUUGAUGAGGAAAGAGAGGAUACUUCUUCAUGAAGGUUUAGUGUACUGGAAGACAGCAACUGGUCGUUUCAAAGACACCUUAGCUCUGCUUCUAACUGAUGUACUACUGUUCUUACAAGAAAAAGAUCAAAAAUACAUCUUUGCAGCUGUUGACCAGAAGCCUUCUGUUAUCUCCCUUCAGAGACUUAUAGUAAGAGAAGUAGCCAAUGAAGAAAGGGGGAUGUUUCUGAUCAGUGCUUCAUCUGCAGGGCCUGAGAUGUAUGAGGUUCAUACCAAUUCGAAAGAAGAACGUAACAACUGGAUGAGGCAUAUUCAAGAUGCAGUAGAAAGUUGUCCAGAGGAAGAAGAAGAAGGAAAAAUGAGUGAAUCUGAUGAGGACAGACGUAUUGCUGAGGCCAAAGCAUGCAGAAUUCAGAAAUGUCAAGAAUCACUGAGUAACCAGGAUCACCAGAUCUUUAGCUGUUUGGAAAAGAAGUUUCAUAUCCAUGCAGAACUGGUAAAUAUGAGUGGGUUUGAGGAUGUUCAUGUGGAGCCUUACCUCCUUAUCAAACCUGAUUCUGGAGAAACUCCACAGGCUUCUGCAUUGCUGGCAGCAGCACUAAAAGAAGUUGAAAGUCUGCAUGUUGCUGUAACACUACAAGGGAGUGAAACAGACAGAUCACCAGAAGAAAGUAUUGAGGAAUUAAGUGUGAGGCACAGACUUAGUGCUGAUGAAAUCUUGGAAUCUGUUCCUAGUGUUGCAGAGUCAUCUGAAGUUGAUCUCAGUGCUGAGAAGGAAAAGGCAGGUGCCAACCUGGAGGAUAAGGGAGGAAGUAUGAGUUUCCCAGGAUCUAAAGGGACAGAGAUUGUACAAGCAGUCCACAACUUAACCCGUCUCUUGUACAGCAUGCAGGCAGCAUUAGCUAUCCAGGACAGCCACAGAGAGCUCCAUAGGUUACUCCUGCAAGAGAACGAGAAGAUUGGUCGGGGCCAUGGUUCUCGGCUAAACCUCCUCCUGGAACAAGAGAAAUACCGGAAUCUGGAGAAACAAAGGGUGGAGCUGGCCAACAUACACAAACUGAAGCAGCAGUUCCAGCAGGAGCAGCAGCGGUGGUUGCGAGAAUGCGACCAGCGGCAGCGGGAGCAGGAGGCGAGGGAGGACCGGCUGAGGCAGCGGGAGAGGGAUUGCAGGUGCCAGGAAGAGCUGCUGGACGGGAGCCGACAGGGGCUGGCGCUGCAGCUGCAGGAAUACCAGCAGAGUUUGGAGAGGCUCCAGGAGGGCCAGAAAAUGGUAGAGAGAGAAAGAGACAGUAUGAACAUGCAGAAGAAGCUCCUCUGGCACUUGAAACAUGGUCCUCAAAGUAGCCUGUUGUCAUCCACAGGGAGAUAUGAGAUAAUGGGAAAUAAUAAAUUGGACAGCUUACAGGAUGAAAAUGUGUUAUACUUAAAUGACGCUGUAGUAUGUGUGUCUCUAAGCAAUCUCAACGGAUCAGAUUCUUCUCUCAUUUAUGAGGAUGGUGUUUAUGGUCUGAACAUCUCAAAUUCUGAUAUAGCGUGGACUAGUGAAAAUCAGGUGGACCUCAAAAUGGACACUUCUUGUCAGCCAACAUUAAGCAAUGCGCUGUGGAAAUCCACUGGUCCUUACAAUCAGAUGUCAUUUUCCUGCAAAAGCAACAAGGAUGCCUUUAAUAAUGAUCUGAAUACAUCACAGACCCAGGGUCCCCAGACAAGCAUUCCAAACCAGGGAUCCAUCCAGCCAUCACGGGUAGAUGCACUGCUGCUGAACCACCAGCCUGAGAGCCUGCAGGAUGACAAAGAUGAAGACAGAGUAGAGGAGAAGAUUGUGUACCUCUGAUGGCUCGUUUUCUAAUUUUGGUUGCACUUUGGAAAUACAAUUGUGUUUGCUUUUCUAAAUGGCUGUAGUUGCUCUCUGUAUGACCAAAUGGCUUUAAGGAUAGUAUUUAAUAUUCAAUGUGAGAUUUUCCCCAUGACAAAUAUCACAAUUAAGUUAUUUUGAAGCCUUUGUUUUAUAAUCUAUAAUUUAUGACAUGAUUUCAAAUGUUUUGCAUGAGGCAAGGGGAUAGCAGGGAAGGUGUAGCAUUUUGGAAUUGUAAAGAUGCCACUGAGAGCUGUGAAAGCUGGUGCUGAAUUUCUCCUGAGUCCUCUUUUUAAAAGGGCAAGCUGAGAGAGGUGGGCCUGCUAUUUGAGAUUGCAGAAUGUGGAUCAGUAACCUUCUAACAGCUGUUACAUAAUGUGAGAAGACAGCAAAGUAAGAAUGAUGGCUGAAGUCUUCGCUGAAAUGUGCUGUGUACCCUUAACUAUGGUGUUGUUUUCCUUAUCCUCUGGCUCAGGAACUGUUCAGAAGAGGAUGGUUUUUAUGGUCUCAACAUAAUUGCAUAAUUGUAAGUGUUUGUUCACGUCCCAGUGCUUAUCAUCAUUUUGGUACCACUGCCAGUUUCAGUGAAAAAAUGCUGUAAAUCAGCUUGUUAUUGUGUUAUAAGUGUAUCUCAUUUCAGUAAGUGCCCUUGUGCAUAAAAAUCCACCAGAUGAAACCACCUCACUGGUAAAAAGAAAAGAAAGGGGAAAAAUAGUAGGCUUUUAGGUAACUCAACCUUUUUGAAACUCCUCUGCUUUCUUAUGUAAGAACCAGCUAGUUUCCUGCUUUCAGGUUCAUGGGAUUUACUGUGCGUUAGGCAGUAAGAAACCAGGACCAGUUCUGUGUUUCUGUCUUUCGAAAAUAUUUGUACACUUCUGGCAAAUUGAAUAAAUGUUCUGUGCAUUUCUGCAAAACUGUA
Molecule: messenger RNA, 6027 nt
Organism: Pezoporus occidentalis (night parrot)
Lineage: Eukaryota; Metazoa; Chordata; Aves; Psittaciformes; Psittacidae
Gene: ARHGEF28
Product: Rho guanine nucleotide exchange factor 28
Exons: 36
Coding region: 9-5087 (1692 amino acids)
Biological process (GO): regulation of Rho protein signal transduction; cell morphogenesis
Molecular function (GO): guanyl-nucleotide exchange factor activity
Source: RefSeq, a predicted model, not a curated record